Messenger RNA from Suillus bovinus, 837 nucleotides. RefSeq lists its product as uncharacterized. The annotation marks the transcript as partial. The record is from RefSeq and is a predicted model, not a curated record. The transcript has a single exon. Lineage: Eukaryota; Fungi; Basidiomycota; Agaricomycetes; Boletales; Suillaceae.
AUUACCUUCCGCUUUACCGAGCUUCCAACUGAGCUUGCCUUCAUGGUCCUCAAAUAUGCCGCACAACCCACCUUUGAUCAGGCUGAGAGAUAUGAUCGCCAAAAUCCAUACUCAUCCGCGCUCAACCUCUGUCUCGUCUCCAAAAGUGUCAGGCGCGCGGUACUCCCCGAACUCCUGCAUACUGUAUCACUGCGGGAACCUCGAAAUGUGAAAGCGUUCGUGCAAGCUCUGCUUAUGCAAGAAGCUUACAAGGAAGCAAACAACCGGGACUUCAAAUUUGACUACGCAUCCCAUGUGCACAGGAUGUGGAUUAAAUCCCCCGGUGACGAUCUCGCACCAGCGUCUGAGCGUUCGCGUGUCAUCAGCCUCCUCACCCCGGUAAUAUUUGCUGCGCCGUCCCUUGCUCUCGGUUGGACAAGUGUGGACCUCCUUGUAGAAUGCCUAGAACACGCGUGGAAGUCCCGUCCAGCCAUACUUGAUGGCGAAGAACAUCCUCGGCCUCCCUGGAAGACCCAGACACUGACCAUAACGUUGGGGAUUCCUAUCAGCAACACAAAGUGGAACAGCCUCACAAGCACCCCACAGGGGUCCGCUUUCCUUGCUUCAAUCCGUCGCCUCUCCAGCGCCACAUACCUAUACCGCGACUUCACGUCCCCCCUGCCGCCGACCUCAUCCCAAGACUACAGUCUGCCUGAUUGGAUGAAGACCGCUCCACUGGCUUCUUUUACAAACCUUCAAACCGUCAUACUGCCGUACCCGCGUACCAAAGGUCCCAUCAGUAUAGUUGGCGUGACCAGUAGGGGAAUUGAUAUGCAUGUAGAGAUGCUGACGUUUCCC